CCUUCCGCCCUGCCCCGUGCUUGUGCCGCCGUGGGGAAGCGCGGGGCGGCUCUCGCCGGAAGCGGCGGGAGGGUUUAGGGGGCGGACUCGGCGGAGCGGAAGUCGCUGAGGUGGACGGAGGUGGCGGCGGCGAGCGACGAUGAACAACAAAUUCGACGCAUUGAAAGAUGAUGAUAGCGGAGACCAUGACCAGAAUGAGGAAAAUAACACACAGAAAGACAGUGAGAAGGAAAAGAAUGACCGAGAAAAACCACAGAGUACGACUAAGAGGAAGGCUGUUGUCCCAGGGCCAGCUGAGCACCCCUUGCAGUACAAUUACACCUUCUGGUACUCCAGACGAACACCGGGGAGGCCAACCAGCUCGCAGAGUUACGAACAGAACAUCAAACAGAUUGGCACCUUUGCCUCCGUGGAGCAGUUCUGGCGGUUUUACAGUCACAUGGUACGUCCCGGGGACCUGACAGGCCAUAGUGACUUUCAUCUUUUCAAAGAAGGGAUCAAACCCAUGUGGGAGGAUGAUGCCAACAAAAAUGGAGGUAAAUGGAUUAUCCGUCUGCGAAAGGGUUUAGCGUCACGAUGCUGGGAGAAUCUCAUUCUGGCAAUGUUGGGAGAACAGUUUAUGGUGGGGGAAGAAAUCUGCGGGGCAGUCGUCUCUGUCCGAUUCCAGGAGGAUAUUAUCUCAAUAUGGAACAAGACAGCCAGCGACCAGGCCACGACAGCCCGGAUACGUGACACGUUACGAAGAGUGCUCAACCUACCUCCCAACACCAUCAUGGAAUAUAAAACACACACCGAUAGCAUCAAGGCCUGGGAGGAGUUUCAUGGCCUGGUGAACAGCAGUGGCCGCUGAUCGAACGUUCCCCCUCCCUCUGUCACACCCAGGCCUCCAUUCACUCAGCAUUUGCUGUUGUGCUGGUGUGUCCUUCCUCUGUGCAAGGCACUCAUGUCCCAGACCUGAUCCCAGGAGGCUGAGAGGUAUGUCUUCAGCUUGGGUCUGCUGCCUAGGGUUGCCUGUCAGAUGUGGAGUGGUAAAUGAAUGCUGAGUACAUCCACGUGAUGGACACUGAGCUUGGCAAACGUGCCUUUGCUCUUGACAGUGGGCUGAAGCAAAAUAAAUUAGUCUGUCAGUAAAAGCUUGUUCAGGAAGGACAGACGGUAGUUACUGUAUUUAGAAAUAAUAAUGCUGUGGCUAAUGAGAUGAAACCACCUUCUACUUCUGGUAGUGGCGACUGGCCAUGUGCAGAGAAAAUAGCCAAGGUGAGCUCAGGGCUGUUGUGAGCCUCACAGCUCAGAUUGUUUUCCCCCUCCAGCGCCCACUUCCCUCAUGACAGGACCUUUCCUUACCCAGGGCUUGCAGCAGCCCUGGCGGUGCGACUUGUGUUUGGUUGUAGCCAAGUAGGAUUGCGGCACUGCCAAGUGCCAGAACGGGGGAGCCCUCUGGAAGGAAACUUUACAUUGCCCAGUUCCCACCCCGUGGUGGUACGUGGCUGUUCCAGCACAGCCAAGCUGUAAGGGGCAAGAGGGCAUCCCAAAACCUCCUUCUGCACCGUUGGGCAGGCAGUGCUCUCAUAGCUCCCUCCAAAGUCCUGGGUGGAGUUAAUACUGUUCCUCACAGAUCUGGCUUUUUACGAGGAUCAAUGAUUACAAAACAUUACACAGGCACCUAGUAGUGUUUUUAUUGUUAGAUGACAUUCAAAUGGCCUUCCAGAAGAGGAAACCAGCUCAGUUCGUGAAAUACCAGUCUCAGAAGGCAGGAACUGUGCCAAGUGUAUCGGAAAACAGUGACAGAGUUGAUUUAGCUCCCAGCUGGAUUGGGCUGCCUGUGAUUGAGCAGAGGGCCUGGGCCACCCUGAUAAAGGCAAAAGGAGGGGAAAUGUAAAAACCUGUCCAAAAGACAGCUAACCAAAGUGUUCUGCUCUCCUGAGGCAGAUGGCACGGGUGAAAGUACAGUAUGGGAUGGAAAACCAAACCAUUGUUGCAAAUUAACCGGAAUACAGUUAAUGAAUCCUGAAUCACGUUCCACAAAUGGCAGCACAGCCUGCUUUGCUGGCAAGUGCAAAGGUGAACCCCAGUCUUAUGCAGAUGGCCUCCAGCGUGGUUUUUUGUGUCAUGUCAUAGCAGAGUAACUUGUUUAACUCUCUAAAGAGUGUUUUUUACUUCCUUCUGCUCCUCCAGCUCUCCAGCCCACCUCUUGGAGGUGUUCCAGCACGCACUGUGCUGUUACAGCUCUUCGUGGCACACAGUGCUAGCGCAAGGGUGUAAGCAGAGUUUUACAGUCCUGCAGAGCACCUUGCUCCUGAAGCUGCUGCCACAGCUCUGCCGAUUUGGUGUGAUAGGUGCUGGGGCAUCCCUAGGUGUUUGGUUUGGGCAACUUACUGCCCUGGCCCUCUUAUGGGAAGAGCUGCCCAACCUAUCAUCUCAAAAGAUUUGUAAUCUCAUUUAUUUCUAUUUGAGUUUAAAAAAACACACCACCUUUCUAUUAAUGCGUAAAUACGCUUUGCCUGCUGCUGCUCACAGGCUAGCAGUAAGUGCUAACAAAGAGGUUUCUGUAACGUGCCACAUCUUCAGUUGCUGCCACGUGCCACAAGACUACACAAAUGAAGGUUGUGGACCAGCAGUCUGCUCUUUGUCAGUAGCCCCUGUCAGUGGCUAUACUCCUGUGAGUAAAAGGUAAUGAAGAAACUCUUCUAUUUAAACUUGAGGGAAACAUCCCUUUCAGAUUAGAUAUUUGUUUAAGGUAGGAUGAACCAGAGAGCUAAGCUUGACAGCAUGACAAAAGAAGCCUAAGUGCAAGGGACGGUGUCAGGAGAAGAUUGGACUGACAUGUUUGUGCUCCAGGCAGAACCCCUGAGGACAAAUGUUUGGGAAGGAGGAGAUGAGAUCUUGCAGGUUGUUCAAAUUCCAGAAUCUAUCGGGGAAAUUUCCAGAGACUGUAAUAUGCUUUGCUCUCAGGAGGUGAUAUUUUUUCUUCCUGAUGAAUGGGAAUGAACGAGGCUCUCCCUGUAUUCCAGGUGUUCUGGAACAGCAGGUUGACUUGUGUGAAAAGUGUCCAGUUAGCAGAUCUGCUUAGGAGGCUUAAUGAGCAUUGAUUUGAGUGACAUACUGGGAUGGCAACACUGGUAGCUGUGGUGGGUGGAAUGGGGGUUGCUGUAAUCUGAAGGAAUGCACACCUUUAACCUCUUUCUCCUCUCUGUUUUCCAGGGAUAAUUCAAGCUUUCGAAACACAAAAAUCACA
Columba livia (rock pigeon) is the source of this 3235-nucleotide messenger RNA. It is a transcript of the gene EIF4E2, whose product is annotated as eukaryotic translation initiation factor 4E family member 2. NCBI's taxonomy places the organism in Eukaryota, Metazoa, Chordata, Aves, Columbiformes, Columbidae. The transcript is spliced from 8 exons. The coding region runs from base 140 to 850 and encodes 236 amino acids. Gene Ontology annotation, cellular component: eukaryotic translation initiation factor 4F complex; cytoplasm. Gene Ontology annotation, biological process: translational initiation. The record is from RefSeq and is a predicted model, not a curated record. Gene Ontology annotation, molecular function: translation initiation factor activity; RNA 7-methylguanosine cap binding.